Molecule: messenger RNA, 588 nt
Organism: Rotaria sp. Silwood2
Lineage: Eukaryota; Metazoa; Rotifera; Eurotatoria; Philodinida; Philodinidae
Source: the annotation of a GenBank genome assembly
AUGUUUCAAGAUAUUGGUGUGAGUAAAACAUUAAUAUUUGAAUAUGAAAAAUAUUGUCAAAAUCAUCAUGUAACUGAUAUAGUUGAUUUUUCGGUAAUGGUACUUAGUUCAAAUUCAUGGCCAUUUUCUGGUUCAUCGAAUUUUAUAAUACCAAUUGAAUUAAAAUCAACAUAUGAUAGUUUUACAGAUUUUUAUACUCAUCGACAUAAUGGUCGAAAAUUAACAUGGCUUCAUCAACAUUCAAAAGGAGAAUUACAAACAUUUUUUACAUCACAAAAAUAUAUAUUACAAGUAUCAACUUAUCAAAUGGUAAUUUUGUUAUUAUUUAAUAAAGUAUUGACUUGGACAAUUGAACGACUUCAAGAUGAAACACAAAUUAAAUCAGAAUUAUUAUUACAAGUUCUAUUGGGUUUAUUAAAAAGUAAAUUAUUAAUAUGUACAGAUAUAACUGAAGACGAAUUAGAUGAAGAUUUCAAAGAUACUGAUCUUAAAAUGAAUUAUUCUAUUCGAUUAGCAACUGAUUUUAAAAGGUAUAUAUUUAUAUUGAUAAAUUUAAGAAAAAAUACACGAACUCAUCAAGAUAGUUAG